AGUUUAGGUCUCUUGUCUUUGUUCUCUUGAUCUCACGGCGUCGACUGGUUCGCAUCCUGCUCACACUUGCUUUGAGGGACUUGGACGGGCUACAUUGGACGGCGUACUAUGGAUCUGUCAGCGCUGGGAACGACGUUGCCACCGGGCUUAGCGGAUGCAGAGCGAGAUAUGGGAGACAAGUUUAGAGCCGCCGCUCUAAGCAUCACAAAUCUGUACAAGAGCUCGCUCAAUUACACCAAGCAAGCAUAUCAUGCUGGAUACGCGGCAUGUCUUGCCGAUGUUCUAUCUACUGUCCAAUCGUCUAUUGCCGGGAGCCAAGACGCGACUCAGACCCUUUCACGCUUGAUGGACUGGGCUGAGGCUCGAGAGACUGCCAUGGCUGCAUUCGCUGCGGAAGAAGGGGAAGAUGGCCCGGCUCAUCCUUCAGCCAACGUGAAGCGUGCGACGAUGGUCAAGGAGGCUCAGCAGAGUCUGGCACGGCUUGGGCAUCCUUCGAGACCGACAUCAGCCCCUAUCGUCGAAUCGACACGGUCUGAAGCGACACCAUCUACGGGCCUGAAAUUCAUGCCUAUCGUGACGCCAGCUUCGGACGCUUCCUCGUCCAGCUUAUCGUAUCAACCCACACCUCACGUUCGUUCUUCGUCCCCUUCCAUGCCUUCUUCUUCGUCUGCUUCGCGUCCGAUGGUCAACAUGCAGCAACAGAGGAAGCGACAUUCCCCUAUGCGCUCUCUGCACCGAACCGACACAUCUAGUUCUACGACGUCGACACUUCCCACCGUGUCAAUCUUCAAUCCCGCUUUGACCAACCUCCCGUCGCAUCAAUCAGCAUUGUCUUCCCCUACUCCUCACCUGCCGGCAGGUAGUAAACGCACGCACCAACAGGUUGAUUUUGAAAUGUCUGAAACGGAACCGAGCGGCAAUGCCAGUGUGGUUCCGCCGACAACGCCUUCGAAUCGAUCGCAUAGAUCCAACAAACGUAGGACGUUGGGGACGGGGCUGGGCAGAAGCAGCAUGGAGGAUGGAGCGGUCGAAGAGAAGGAGAGGGACAAUCGGAGAAAAGGAGGACGGCGCGGUCAUGGACAAGGCGGUGGGGGUGGGCAAGGACAAGCAGGCGCUUUUUGAGACGAAAAUCAUCAAUCAAGUGAGGGAUAGUGGGCAUUAUGGAGACUGUUCAGCAUUGUAAAUGACCACUGGCGGGCUUCUACUGGGGAUCCGCGUCCGUUGCAUACGCCAUCAUGUGUACUAUAUAAGGAAUAAUGCAGU
Kockovaella imperatae is the source of this 1263-nucleotide messenger RNA. RefSeq lists its product as hypothetical. Lineage: Eukaryota; Fungi; Basidiomycota; Tremellomycetes; Tremellales; Cuniculitremaceae. The record is from RefSeq and is a predicted model, not a curated record. The coding region runs from base 109 to 1122 and encodes 337 amino acids. The transcript has 5 exons.